CUUUCGUUGGAGAACGACACUUAGAAAAUUUUCGUUCAAUUUUUUAGCCGGAAUGAACGGGGAAGCCAUUCAACACACCGCUCCAUUACAAAAACCGAUGAGAGAAGUGGCAUCUGGAGAUGAUGACCCAGUUCUGGCCCAGGCGAAACUAAAGCCGGUCGGGAGCGAAGGCCCCGAUAGGAAAAAGAUCAAGUUUGGAUCGACCCAGAAUGAUGGAAGGUUCUUGCACAGUCCACCCAAGCAAGGCAUGCCAAAUGCUUCUGGAGAUUUGUCUCCUUAUAGAUCUCAUGUCAACUCUGCUAUGAAGAAGGAACCACAUCAAACUCCUAUAAAGCAAUCACCCUUAAACAGAAGUCAGAAUGUGGAAAAUGUUGCUCUUAAAAAGGAACCUGUCACACCAAUAAAACAAGCGCAGUCUGCAUUAAGUCAAGUAGAAAGUGAUGAUGAUGAUGAUGAUGUACCAUUGAUUGCAAGAGCCCAGAACAAACCUUCAGCAGCAAAUGCAAAAGGUUCAUCUGCAAAACCUGUGAAAUCUGCUUUAAACAGUGUUGUGGCAGAGAAGAGCAAAGUUGUCAAACCUAAAAAAAGUGAAAAGAUGAAAGAUGGGAAGUCAUUGAAAAACGAUAAGAAAGUAGACAAAAAAGUGGAUGGGGUGAAAAAGAAUGAUGUGAAGAAAGUAAAGAAAGUAGACAGUGAAAAAGUUGGAAAGAAACAAGUUGAUAAUGAUUAUGAGGAGCCUUUGCCUGCAAAAUUAAGUACCCCUAAAGACAAGAAACCUGCAAAGUCUUCUGUAUCAUCUGCUACAAAGCCAAAGGACUCUGCCUCUCGCAAAAGAAAGAAGAGCGCUGGCUCUGGAAGUGACAGUGAAGAUGAUUAUAAACCUUUGGCCAAGACUGCUAAGAAAAGUACUCCAAAGUCAGCAAAGAAGGAGGACAAGGGAGGCUCUGUGAAAAAGAAGGUUAAAAAAGAAGGAAAGGGUGUGAAAGAAGAAAAAAAGGGAAAGGAAAAGGGAACAAAGAAGAAAGAAGAGGAGAAGGAAGUGUGGAAAUGGUGGGAAGAAGAGCAACUUCCUGAUGGUGUCAAGUGGCUUCAUUUGGAACAUAAGGGUCCUUAUUUCCCACCUCUGUAUGAGCAGCUGCCUUCUGAUAUCAAGUUUUAUUAUGACGGAAAUCACAUGGAACUUAGUUUGGCAGCAGAAGAGGUGGCAUCAUAUUAUGCCAAGAUGCUUGACCAUGAUUACACCAGCAAAGAGAUCUUCAACAAGAAUUUUUUUGAAGACUGGAGGAAAGAAAUGACAAAUGAUGAGAGAAAGAUUAUCAAAGAUCUCAAAAAGUGUGACUUCAAAGAAAUGCAUGCAUACUUUGUUCAGAAAAAUGAGGAGAGGAAAAACUGGACAAAGGAACAGAAGCAGGUACUAAAAGAACAAAAUGAGGCCAUUCUGGAUGAAUAUGGUUAUUGUCUCAUGGAUGGACACAGGCAGAGGGUUGGCAACUUCAAGAUUGAACCUCCUGGUUUGUUCCGAGGGCGUGGUGACCAUCCUAAGCAAGGGAAAUUUAAGAAGAGAACUAUGCCUGAGGAUGUGAUCAUAAACAUUGGCAAAGGGGCCAAAGUUCCUGAACCACCACAAGGGCACAAGUGGCAAAAAGUUAUUCAUGACAACAAGGUUUCAUGGUUGGCUUGCUGGGUUGAGAACAUCCAAGGAAGUUACAAGUAUGUCAUGCUGAAUUCCACAUCAAGGUUAAAGGGUGAGAAGGACUGGCAAAAAUACGAAACAGCAAGAAAAUUAAAGGACUGCGUCGAAAAAAUCAGAGAAGACUAUCAACGGGAUUGGAAGGCCAAAGAAAUGAGACUACGACAAAGAGGUGUUGCUCUCUACUUUAUCGACAAGUUGGCUCUUCGUGCUGGUCAUGAAAAAGAUGAAGAAACUGCUGAUACUGUUGGCUGUUGCUCACUGAGAUUUGAACAUAUUAAAUUGCAUGAUGAGUGGGAAGACAAGGAGAAUGUCGUAGAGUUUGAUUUCCUUGGUAAAGACUCUGUUCGAUACUGGAACUUUGUGCCAGUGGAAAAGAAGGUUUUCAAGAAUCUUGCCAUUUUUAUGAAAGGAAAACAGAAUGGUGAUGAUCUUUUUGACAGAUUAUCUACAACUUCUUUGAACAAGUACUUGUCAGAGCUGAUGGAUGGACUUACAGCAAAGGUAUUCAGAACAUUCAAUGCCUCCAUGACACUCCAAGAUCAACUAAACAAGUUAACAGAAGCUGAGGACAAUGUCAAUUCAAAAGUGUUGACAUACAACAGAGCAAACCGUGCUGUGGCCAUCCUAUGUAACCAUCAGCGCACAGUCCCCAAGACCUUUGAAAAAUCAAUGUCCAAUCUACAAGAGAAGAUUGCUACAAAGAAAAAAGCAAUCAAGGAUGCAAAAAAAGAACUCAAGGUUUUGAAAAAUCAAGCAAAAGAAAGCAAAGAUGCAAAAGUGAUGAAGCAACUAGAGAAGAAAAAAACUCAGGUUCAAAGAUUUGAGGAUCAGCUGUUUAAAUUAGAGGUGACUGCAACAGACAAAGAAGAAAAUAAAGAGAUUGCACUUGGUACCUCAAAACUAAAUUAUUUGGACCCACGAAUUUCAGUGGCAUGGUGCAAGAAACAUGAGGUGCCAGUAGAGAAAGUUUACAACAAGACCCAACGUGAGAAGUUUGCUUGGGCCCUCGACAUGGCAGAAAAAGACUUUGUUUUUUGAUCCAGGCUUGUCAGUGAACACAGCUGGCAUAGUAAUCAUUCAAUUUUAGCCCACACACGCUUACAUUUGUCACGGUACUCAUUACAAUUUAAUUUGAUUAUAUUAUUAUUGUUACUAUACAUACAAUAUUCUGGAAAUGAUUUUUGAGAUUUUAGCGGUGGAUGAGAGAAAUACAAGAAAAAUGCAUCGAAUGGGAACAGAAACUUAAAGUCUGGGACAAUAUCUAAGUUCCAUUUGUAUAUUAGUAUUAGUUAAUUAAUUAACAAUUAUUUAUUUUUAAAGGAAAUUCUAUUUUACAGUAGGAAACACUAGAAUGUGUUUUUGAAUGUCCUGCAGUGAUGAAGUUUUGCAUUCAUUAAAAAUGCUAUUUCAGGGCUGUCGUUUUUCCUAAAAAUGUGUGUAAUUUUCGAAAUAACAACAGAAAUACAACUGCAUCUUUUUCUCAAAGCUUAAAUCCAAUGAAAGUUAUCUCUGCUUUGAAAGUUAGGUUCUAUAACCUUGUUACCAGAGCCUUACUCUUGGAAAGGGAGAGAAGUUUGGGAACAAGCCAGGGUAGUACUUUUGCCUUUAUGAUUGGUUGCAUGAAGAGCUUAGAGAACUUGCCAAUCAGUGGAAAUGUUCCAUGUUUCUUUGUGGGUGCAGAAUGUGUAGGGAAGUUUUGAUUUGACUCUCAAGCCUUUGUGGAAAAUAUGACUGCAAUUUGGGUCAUCUGAUCAGUUCCUGGUUUGUGAUACCAUCAUUUUAAAACCUUAGAAUGCCUCUUUUUCAUACCAAUUACUUUUUCUCUCUUGUAAGUAGUUUUCAAUUUGGCAUUUUCAACUUGGGUAGGUAGAGAAUGCCAAUCUGUAGGAACAUUCAAGACUGUAACAUUCAUAAUUACGUAUUAUGGGAUCAAAACAAAUUUUUUGUCUUGAGAUCUCAAUGAAAAUGUCACAAUUAACUUCUCAAUUUGUCACGCUUUUACCUGUAUUAAGAAGCUUUUUGGAACUUUAUUGGUCAUGUAUUCCACAUACAAUUUUUUUGAGAUUUAAAUAAUACUUAGAGACAAGUAAUCUGAUGAAAAUAUUAAGUUAUUGAAUAGUGGAAGUUGCACAGAUCUCUUAGAGAAAUGAAGUUAAUGUACCUAGUCUACUCGUUUCUGGCACUUCAUCUGCAACAUAUUCCAAGUGCAUUUUUUGGUUCAGUGCUGGUGUUAAACAUCUUGACAUAUUUUGCACCUUGGAUUUGUAGCACAAAGUGUUGAAAAAUAGUUUAAUCACUUUUAAUUCAUUGUAAUUAUCUUGACAACCUUCACAACAUGCAAUUAUGAUAUAGGUAGGAUAAUUUCUAGCCCAUACAACUUAAGACUUCUCCGAUAUCCUGUUAAUCCUGAAAUACUAUUUUAGCACAUUUGAUGUUCAGAUUAUAAUUGCACUGUUAUAUUCUCUUGGCAAGACAAGGACCAGAGAAAAUGUUGUACUUAGAUUUUGCCUUAGUGUGAAAUGAUUUUUAGGUAGACAGCCAAAAGCUUCCAUUAGAUUCAAGUUUAAGCCUUUUAGAAUUUUAGAUCUUAACCAUUGAGAAAAUCCUGCCCACUGAAGCAGUGCCUGGCACUGUGGGAUACAUGAAGGCUUCAAAAUAAAGAUUUUAGCCUGUUCUUUCA
Molecule: messenger RNA, 4373 nt
Organism: Pocillopora verrucosa
Lineage: Eukaryota; Metazoa; Cnidaria; Anthozoa; Scleractinia; Pocilloporidae
Product: DNA topoisomerase I, mitochondrial
Biological process (GO): chromosome segregation; DNA replication; DNA topological change
Cellular component (GO): nucleolus; chromosome
Molecular function (GO): DNA topoisomerase type I (single strand cut, ATP-independent) activity; DNA binding
Source: RefSeq, a predicted model, not a curated record